CCCUUGUUUUAUCUUGCUCUCACUAUUACCGAAUCUUUCAAUUUAUUCAUUCCUCCUUCUCACUCCCCAAUCACCAUUCAAUCUUCUCCGUUUCUUUCUUCCACUACUUGGUCUCGAUUAGUUUCAAACCUAUGGUUAAAUAGGAUCUUUAAUUAUGAUACUUAUAAAUGAAAUUUGUAUUCAUGUAUCAAAUUCUCCUCUCAAAGAUUGGUCCGUUGGUGAACACUUGAGUUCUGAGAGUGUACUCGCAUAAUCUAUAUUCACUUGCAGAAAAACAGAAGUAUUUCUUCAUCAAUUUAUAGUCCUCUUAAACAAAGUUCCUUUCAUCACUCUCUAGAUUUGGUUUCAAAUUCCGUUGCUUCUCGUCCAAAACUUGUACGCAUAUCGCUGUCAACAAUCACUCCAUGUACUGGCUAAACAGGCUUUGGUUUGGUAGCACCACAAGGGCAACAGAGAAUAUGGAUUCAUCAAUUGCUCAAGGACCAGAUGAUGACAGACCAGCAUCACUUCAACAGCUUGCCCAAUUUGGUGCUGGCUGCUUUUGGAGCGUCGAGCUGGCCUUCCAGAGGCUGCCUGGCGUGACCAAGACCGAGGUUGGUUAUAGCCAGGGACUUUUGCAUAAUCCAACCUACGCAGAUGUGUGUUCCGGAACCACGAGACACUCGGAGGUUGUCAGAGUCCACUAUGAUCCCAAAGAAUGCAGCUACGAGUCUCUGCUCGACGCGUUUUGGGCUAGACAUGAUCCUACCUCACCAAAUCGACAGGGGAAUGAUGUGGGAACACAAUACAGGUCAGGAAUAUACUAUUACACCCCUGAGCAAGAGAAAGCGGCGCGAGAGUCGUUGGAACAACAACAAAAGAAGUUAAACAGGAAGAUUGUUACUGAGAUUCUUCCUGCUAAAAAAUUCUACAUUGCUGAAGAAUAUCAUCAACAGUAUCUUGAGAAAGGUGGUAGAUUUGGUUUCAAGCAAUCUUCUUCUAAGGGAUGUAAUGACCCUAUUCGAUGCUAUGGUUGAAUUAAUUAUCAUGAAAAUCACCAUCAAUUAACUAGAUGACAAGUUUAGAUGUUGGAAAAUAAUAGUUUUGUUGAUAAGUAUUUGUUAAUAUAUCAAUAAAACUAUGUCACACACUACAUACUCUAUUUGAUUUUUAAGUUGGAGAUUAUCAUAAAUUAAUUGUAUAAUUGGUGUUUUUCAUGUA
Molecule: messenger RNA, 1200 nt
Organism: Lathyrus oleraceus (garden pea)
Lineage: Eukaryota; Viridiplantae; Streptophyta; Magnoliopsida; Fabales; Fabaceae
Product: peptide methionine sulfoxide reductase
Exons: 3
Coding region: 405-1016 (203 amino acids)
Biological process (GO): cellular response to oxidative stress
Cellular component (GO): cytoplasm
Molecular function (GO): peptide-methionine (S)-S-oxide reductase activity
Source: RefSeq, a predicted model, not a curated record